Messenger RNA from Saccostrea echinata, 1415 nucleotides. Its product is annotated as nuclear speckle splicing regulatory protein 1-like. The record is from RefSeq and is a predicted model, not a curated record. The transcript has 7 exons. Lineage: Eukaryota; Metazoa; Mollusca; Bivalvia; Ostreida; Ostreidae. Gene Ontology annotation, biological process: regulation of alternative mRNA splicing, via spliceosome. Bases 32 to 1333 code for a protein of 433 amino acids.
ACCGCAUUUGCUCAGGUUUUUAAACGGCACCAUGAAUCCAGUAAAUAAACAGUAUGGACUGUUAAUGCCAAAGAAGAAACAGUCAACUUUUAAAGUGUCCAAUGUAUUUGGAGAUGAUAGCGAUGAGGAGACACCAAAACAAGAAAUCAAUUCAAGUCUUCAGAGGUCAUCAUUGCAGGCCAAAAUAAAGAGACAAACUCAGCUUGAAAUAGACAAGGCUCUGGAGGCAGACCCUACUGUCUAUGAAUAUGACAGUAUUUAUGAUGAUCUGCAGGCCACAAAAGAAGAGAAGGACUUAGCUGUCAAACAGAAAAAGGAUAGAAAGCCGAAAUAUAUAGCUGGCUUGCUGAAGGCAGCAGAAACAAGGAAGAGAGAGGAUGAGAGACGAGCAGAGAGAAAGGUGCAGAAGGAGAGAGAGAAUGAAGGAGGGGAAUUUGAUGACAAAGAGGUGUUUGUGACCGGAGCUUAUCGCAAAAAGAUGCAAGAAAUGCAGGAGCUAGAGGAGAAAGAAAGGAGAGAAGCAGCCAUGGAGGAGUUAUUAGAUGUCAAGAAACAGAAAGACAUGAGUGGAUUUUAUCGUUAUAUGUUGAAUCAACAAAGUGGUGAAGCCACAGCAGAGAAGAAAGAGAAAGAGGAUGUCUCAGUGAAAGAAGAACCAGACAGUCCCAAACAAUCCAGUUCCAGUGGCCCAGAGGAGAAAACUAGAUCAGGAUCAGACAUUUCACAAAGAGCCUAUAGAGAAAGAGGAUCCUCAAAAGAGAGAAACAGUAGGAGAUCUUCAUCACGUGACAGAGGAAGGAGAUCUUCAUCACGUGACAGAGGAAGGAGGAGCAGGGACUCAUCUGAUGAUUCGAGGGAAAGACAUGAUAGAAUGAGAGAGAAAUCUGAAUCAAAAGAUAGGCAUAGAAAACGAAAACAUUCUCCUGAUUCACCUAGACAUAGUAGGAAGAAUACUUCAGACAGAGACAAAAGGAGAGAAAGUUCUCGUGAAAAAGAACUCAGAAGGGACAAACAGAGACAUAGAAGGGGCAGUGAUUCAGGAAGCGAGGAUCCCGAUAGAGACAGUUUGAACAAAUAUAGACCAAACGAAAAGGAAAGGCUCAAUAAAGAUAAAUACUCAAGAAAGCAGGGUGAAUAUGUAGAGAGAGAAAAGUCUCCAGAAAGGGAAACAAAAACAGAGAAAAGGUCAGAGAAUAAACCAGAAAGCAAAGACAUUAAAAAGUCUGGAGUGGUGUCAAAGAAAACUACAGACUCUGCAGCAAGUGAAGCAAGAAAGAGAUAUUUAGAGAGGAAGUUAGCAAAAGAAAAAGCGAAGCUAAGUCAGCAAGAAUGACAAAAACACAUGUACAAUGUAUAAAGUAGGAAAAAUUAGCAUUGAUCUGCUGGUAAUCUAGAAAAUGAAGUUUACAAAUGUA